Epinephelus lanceolatus (giant grouper) is the source of this 4691-nucleotide messenger RNA. It is a transcript of the gene gnl1, whose product is annotated as guanine nucleotide binding protein-like 1. The record is from RefSeq and is a predicted model, not a curated record. Gene Ontology annotation, molecular function: GTPase activity; GTP binding. NCBI's taxonomy places the organism in Eukaryota, Metazoa, Chordata, Actinopteri, Perciformes, Serranidae.
GAUAUGGCGUCACUGAAAAGUGUAGGAGUCGAGAAACUUCAUCCAUGUAAAUAACGUCAAGAAGAAAGCUUGUGUCAAGCUGUAGGUAGCAACACUCAGUAAAUAGCUAUUAAUAUUAACCACCUUAUUUUUAACUAUGCCCCGGAAAAAGCCAUUUAGCAACAAACAGAAGAAGAAACAGCUACAAGUCAAACGGGAGAGAAAGAGAGGUGACACAGGUUCAGGGCCAAGCAGCCGCAAUGCCAGUGUAGAGCGAGGGGGAGAGCGACAGUCAGACACCUCAGACAGUGAGACCACUGAUGUUAGGAAGAUAAAUCAACAGCCCUUCAGCAGAGAAGGUAGAUAUGAUCCUAACAGGUUCCGACUGCACUUUGAGAAAGAGAGUAAAGAGGAUGUGGAAAAGAGGAAGAAGUUGGCCAGGGAGAAGGUGCUUCAGCCAGUCUCAGACAAAGAACAUGAGAUCAGCAUCAAUGACAUCUACCCCUCAGAGAAAGGUCUUGGUUUCCCACGACGCCCAUCCUGGAGUUAUGAGAUGACACGAGAGAACCUGCUGAGGAAAGAGGAGAAGUCGUACAGAGAGUACCUGGACGACCUGCACUCCAGAAACCCAGCUGGCACUCUCAGCCACUUUGAGCACAAUCUGGAGACAUGGAGGCAGCUGUGGAGAGUGUUGGAGAUGUCAGAUGUCAUCCUGCUCAUUGUGGACAUCAGGCACCCGGUGCUGCAGUUCCCUCCAGCCCUGUACCACUACAUCACAGGAGAUCUAGGGAAGCAGGUGGUCCUGGUGUUGAACAAAGCCGACCUGUGUCCUCCCCCGCUGGUGAUUGCCUGGAAACACUACAUGACCUCCCAGUUCCCCCACCUGCAAAUAGUCUGCUUCACCUCCCACCCUGGACAGCCCUACAGCACAGUGCUCCAGAAGAAGAGGAUGAGGAAGAAGGCUGACUGGAGUCACGCUGGAGGUCCUUUAGAUAUCCUGAAGGCCUGUCAGGAGAUCACAGCAGGGAGAGUUGACCUAUCCAGCUGGGAGCAUAAAAUUCAGAGAGAUGCUGUUGCCGAGCCUCUGGAUGGAGAGCGGCCAGAUGAAGGAGCGGAGUCUGUGCUGAUGGAGCAUCAAAGUGACAGCGCUAUGGAAAUGAGCAGCCCAUCCCAGGAGCUGUACAAAGAUGGGGUUCUCACACUGGGCUGCAUAGGCUUUCCGAAUGUUGGUAAGUCAUCUGUCAUAAACAGCCUGGUGGGAAGGAAGGUGGUGAGCGUGUCCCGAACCCCAGGCCACACCAAAUACUUCCAGACCUACUACCUCACCCCAACAGUCAAACUGUGUGACUGCCCUGGACUGGUUUUCCCCUCCCGUGUCAAUAAACAGCUGCAGAUUCUGGCAGGCAUCUACCCAGUGUCUCAGCUGCAGGAGCCCUACAGCUCAGUUGGUUAUCUGUGUGAAAGGACCCCUUUCCUCUCUGUGCUGAAGCUCAAACAUCCCUCUUUGUUGGAGAACAAACCCCAUGAAGUAAACCAGGGGUCGGAAGAGCUCAGCUGGACUGCCUGGGAUGUGUGCGAGGCAUGGGCAGAGAGGAGAGGCUAUAAGACAGCAAAAGCUGCUCGCAACGACGUUUACCGUGCAGCUAACAGUCUCCUGCGGUUGGCAAUUGAUGGCAGAUUGUGCCUCUGCCUAAGACCACCUGGCUAUAGCUGCCUGAGAGAGCACUGGGAAAAUCACCCAGACCUGCCAGAGAUUAUGGCUCUGCAAGGGAGGACAACAGAGGAGGAAGGAACGGGAGAGAGGGAUGAUGAUGAUGACGGAGAGUCCAGCACUGAGCCAGAGGAAGAGAGAGACCGAGAUGCAGAUGAUGAUGAGGAUGGAGAUGAUGAAGAUGAGGGGUUUGGACAUCCAAGGCGGACAGAAGAUAAGCCAUCUGGCUUCACUGUCAACAUGUACAAUGUCCUUCGGGAAAAUGAGUGCGAGUGAUAACGAGACAAGCUGGAAAACCUAAGUUGUUCCCUGACUUCUCCCCUGUUUACUUCAGUGCACUUCUCAUUCCUUUCUCUCCCCUAAUUUUGCAUUCCGUCUCAUUUGUUUUUCUCACAUCUCCACUCCUCAUACCAUUACCUUCUCUGUACAUUAACAUGAUCUGUUAUAAUUAAUUCACCCUGUUUCCUUCUCCCUAUAAUAUACAGAGCGUAUUCAUGUAUUCCAUGCUGUGCCUCUGCUCUGCUUGUUCAUCCAUGAAGCUUGUUCUUUAGUGUUGCUUUUAGGAAUGGGUUUCGUUUGGUUUGAUUUAAGCUUUUUUUUUUUUGCAUGUAGUUUUCAGACACAAAUGAACAAAGUAACUUUCCUCAGCCUGGAAUAAUCAACCUACUGGUUUUCAAUCUCUUUAUUAAUAAGUGACUUCACAGCUGAGAUGCCAAAGUUCAGGAAAGGAUGAUAAAACAAAUCGGAUGCACUGUCGAUAUGAUGUCAUUCACUGGAGCAGCCAUUUGGUUCUCAGAGCAGCUGGAGAUUUAAGACCACAACUCUAAAUCUUCUUUAUAGCCCAUAGUUUGUCACAACUUUGGUUAUAGGGUGUGGGGAUGGGAGAUAUUAGACCAGUGGAAUGAAUAAAACCAACAUUUCACACAUGGUUUUGCAGUUACCAGUAUUACGGCUCUGUUAAAGGUUCAUUCAUCAGAAUUUGGUUUUGAUUUAGAAAAAACUGUAUUUGAGAGUGAUUUUUUUAUUUGGUGUGGUUCUAUACAUUCAGCAGGAAAUUUAACAAAAAGUUUGGGAUGGGGGAGGGGAGAGGUGUUGGAUCCUGUAUUGCUGGACGAGGCUGUUUCAGGAAUUUAACUUGUAGUGUUUUAACUACUACAAACAUUCUUAGAUGCUGAUGGAGAUAUACAGUGUUUAGUGCAGGAUGGCUACACUCAUUCAGCGAACUUAUGUGCUAAUUGGAAGUACAGUGGGUCUGAUGCAACAGAGACUGCUGAACAAUCAAUUGCAGGAAUAGUUUGACAUUUUGAGAAAUCCGCUUUCUUCCCAAGAGUAAGAUGAGAAGAUAGAUGCCAUGCUUGAGUCAGUCUGGUAAAUAUGAAGUUGCGGACUGGAGAAGUAAGAUAAGCGUAAAUGAUACUUCACCUUUUCUCACAUGACCUCAUGGUGAAUGGAAAUUUACAAAAAAGCCAUACAUUACUCAUGAACUGAAGUCAUCGGAGUCCAUAUUUAACAUCAACAAAACUAUAUAUCAAAACAUCAAACUCUCAAACAACUUGUGCAGAAUGAUCGAAAUUUCAUUUAUGUUCAGUACUUCCCAAACACAUGAAUAUUUGCUAAGAUAUUAUAAUAUAAAACAGUUCCGCCUAUGAAUAGCGUGCUCUGAACAUACCUGGGCACACAGCAUAUGAGCUUUGUGUGAGCAGAGUUCAAACACAUACUCUGAUACUUGGCUGUGCAUGAGAUAUUUUAGUGAAUUGCAUGUGUUUGGGAAGUAUUGAGCACACAACUAAAAUGCUAAGACUUUGAUUAUACUGCACAAGUUGUGUGAGUUUGUAAACACAUGUUUUAACAUAAGUUUUGCUGUUGCUAAACUUGGUCCACGUUAAUUUCAAUUCAUGAUAAUUCAAGGUAACAUGCGGCGAGUAAUUGUUAUCCAAAUGGUGAUGUUUUGGGGUGGGGAGGGGUGAAGUAUUCCUUUAGCAUAAACACUGGAAACAGAAGGAAACUGGCAACAACAACUGCCCACUAGGGUCUCUAAAGCUCACUAAUUACCACAUUAUUAUCUUGUUUUUUUAAGCUGUACAAAAACCAAGUGUAAGAAUGACACUUCCUGGCUUUAGACUCCAGGAAGUUACAGCCCCCAGCCAAGAAAUAAUCCAGCACAUACCCCCUGGAAAACCACAGUGUGUGGUUUUAUGCUUUUGCUUUGUAUGUAUGAAUUAAAUAAACAAGACAUAUUGUGUUAAUAAGUGAGUUAAUUAGUUAAUUUUAGAUAAACUCAUGUAACUAUUUGCAUGAAAUUGAAAUAGUGUAUUCAUCAAAAUGUCAAGCUAUUCCUUUAACCACACACAAAGAGAGACUGGCCAUUAUAGUCACCAUCUGUCCAUCAUUAUAAAUACCAUUACACACUCCACCUGUGUUUUAUGAACUGUAACUUUGACGCAGUGCCCAAUUACAAGAUCAGAUCUUGUAAUUCUGUUACGACACCUGCUGCAGACAAUUCUCAGUGUUCAUCAACACCAUGUUUUCAUCUCAUUUUCUGUUGAAACUAGAAAAACUGACAGUUUUGCUGUUUGACCGGUCUGUCUCUCUCUCUUACUGUGUGAUGGCCCCGCUACAAUCCUGAGUGCUGUAUUAUUGUGUGCUGUUGUUGAACCUCGUUAAUGUGUUUCACUGAGGGAACUCUACAGCACAGUGCUGUGUUACUGUGUAAUACAUCACACUGCAGCCACAUGCAGUCAUUUCUACCAUUGGUACAGUGUAAAGCAGUUACUCAACACUACCAUGCUGUUAGAAACACAACAGAUUUUUAGUUGUGUUGAUGUGACUAUGUUACUAUCAUUAUUAUUUUUUGAAAUAUUAAAACUGACAGUGUCCAGAGAAUGUAGUGUGAAGGCUUGAGGUGUGUUCAGGCUAUUUGUUGCAUUCCUCAUUUCAUUCCUAGUACGCCUAAUGACUGGACUGCUUUCUGCAAUAAAAGAAAAUAAUCCUCCAAACCAUA